Messenger RNA from Ailuropoda melanoleuca (giant panda), 2237 nucleotides. RefSeq names its product cyclin dependent kinase inhibitor 2C (gene CDKN2C). Gene Ontology annotation, molecular function: cyclin-dependent protein serine/threonine kinase inhibitor activity; protein kinase binding. The coding region runs from base 1226 to 1732 and encodes 168 amino acids. Gene Ontology annotation, cellular component: cytoplasm; nucleus. The transcript is spliced from 3 exons. Lineage: Eukaryota; Metazoa; Chordata; Mammalia; Carnivora; Ursidae. Gene Ontology annotation, biological process: regulation of G1/S transition of mitotic cell cycle; regulation of cyclin-dependent protein serine/threonine kinase activity; negative regulation of cell population proliferation. The record is from RefSeq and is a predicted model, not a curated record.
ACUCAGCCGAGCCUCCUUAAAACUCUGCCGUUAAAAUGGGGGCGGGUUUUUCAACUCAAAAAGCGCUCAAUUUUUUUCUUUUCAAAAAAAGCUGAUGAGGUCGGAAAAAAGAGAGAAGAAACCGGCACCGUCUCUGCAGCGGUAACAGAAGCAGCAAUUGUUUGAGAGAAAAAAGAAGCCAGGGAGGGAGGGAAGGAAAAGAGCUCAAAGAAGGACAACGCACAAGUGUCUGUAGGGUUGAAGAGAGCAGGGACCGGCGAUUUGGGGGGACCAGCUACAAAAGAAACUGUCACUGGGAGCGCUGCGGCUCUGGAGGAAGCAGCGCUGCCCGGCUCGGCUCUAGGGUGCAGUUAGGUGGCGGCCGCUGCCCUGUCGGCGGCACAGGCUGGGGACACAGGCCGGGGGACUGCGAGAGGUUGGCGAAGUGGCACCGGGUGUCGGAGCCGCUGGGCUCUCGCCGAGAGGGCGGCGGACUGGCUGCGCUCUGACAUUGUGGCGACUCCCCGUACUCAGACCUUGGCCUGCGCUUCUCUGGUCGCUCCCGAUCUCCGGAGGCCCCCAGAAAACUGGGAAAGGAAGGAAAAGACGGCGGCGGCAGCUCAAUGAGAGUCUACAGUAGGAAGUCUGAACUGGCUCGGUCGUAGGCGGGAAGUUACCGGUGGGCUGCCCUGUGCAGCAGCGAUGCUGCCGCGCGCUGCUCCGGCAGUCCGGGCCCCAUAGACGCUUCCCGCAUCACUCGCUCCUUUCCUCACGCUACUGGGAGUCCCGGGACCUGGUGGGGCCGGCAUGACCGACUUGCCCGGAGCCCGCCGCGCGCCCGGCCGUCUCCGGAGACGCGCUCCGAGCCUGGCUCCCACGGCCUCUGAGGCUCCGCAGGGCUGCGGCAGCCCAGCGGGCGGGCUACGGAGCCUUCCCAAGCGGCGUUAGCCAGCAGUUCGGCCCGGACGCGAAUAAAGCCUCCUCCUGAGAAGCGGAGGCUACUGAAGAGUCGUUAAGACCUAUAACUUGCGGGCCACGGAACUGCUACUCCCGUUUGCCUUUGGCGAUCAUCUUUAACCCUCCGGAGCACGUCAGCAUCCAGCCACCGCGGCGCUCUCCCUGCAGCGGAGGACUCAGGACUACCCCUUCCGUGAGACGGAUGGAGACCGAGCCCCUCCGAGGACCUGCCCCAGCGGUUCUGGCUCGCGCGGCUCAAGUCACCACCGUGAACAAGGGACCCUAAAGAAUGGCCGAGCCUUGGGGGAACGAGUUGGCGUCUGCAGCUGCCAGGGGGGACCUAGAGCAACUUACUAGUUUGUUGCAAAAUAAUGUAAACGUCAAUGCACAAAAUGGAUUUGGAAGGACUGCGCUGCAGGUUAUGAAACUUGGAAAUCCCGAGAUUGCCAGGAGACUACUACUUAGAGGUGCUAAUCCCGAUUUGAAAGACCGAACUGGUUUCGCUGUCAUUCACGAUGCAGCCAGAGCAGGUUUCCUGGACACUUUACAGACUUUGCUGGAGUUCCAAGCUGAUGUUAACAUCGAGGAUAAUGAAGGGAACCUGCCCUUGCACUUGGCUGCCAAAGAAGGCCACCUCCCUGUGGUGGAGUUCCUCGUGAAGCACACGGCCAGCAAAGUGGGGCAUCGGAACCAUAAGGGGGACACCGCCUGCGACUUGGCCAGGCUCUACCGGAGGAACGAGGUCGUUAGCCUGAUGGAGGGAAACCAGGCGGAGGGAGCUUCAAAUUUGCCAUAAAUGUGGGGAGGGCUCUCCCACACUGCCUUCUAUUUUGUCAGUUAAUUGGUUGGCUCUCCUAUUUUACUAUAACUUGUUAAAAUUCAGUUUUGUCAUAUUUUAAGCACCUAGUUAAAUCUUCUCAGACUGCAAAGUGGAAAUCUUACUACCGGUUUAUGAAUAUAUUUAAGCAACAUCCUUUCACCUGCAAAAUCCUGAGUUCUAACAUGUAAUUGCAAAUAGCUUUGGCUUUCUCCUGAAUAUGUUAUCUUGUCUUGACUUUUUCCUUGCUUCUCCCUUUGCCAGUCUCAAAACCCAACCUAAGAGACUUUGUUUUAAAAAUGGCCUGUCCUGAUGCUUCUUUUGUGUAAUUAAAACACUUUUUCAAAACAGGACAAUGUUUUUCUGUGAUUUCCACUCUAUUACCCCCACAUAAUUGCCACUUGCUAAGGAGAAGUGUACUAAAAGAUCACAAUGUUGUAAGUUUCAACAUUAGAAAAGUAGACCAAGUAAAAAACUAGACAUA